ACGCGACACAACGCACCUCUGACAUGUGACCGAGAGCAUGGAAGAUUGUGAUCUUGCCCAAUACCGCGAUAUGAUCAUCGAGGGCGAACUGCCGCUGGACCUGCGGCCGCCGCCGCGCCUCUACCUGCCGCACUACCUGCGCGACGAGCGCGACCAGGAGUACCCGCCAGACGACACCUACGUCUCCGUAGACGAGGACACCCCCGAGCCGCCGCCGGCGUCCAGCGACUCCGAGAGAUACGACGCCUCCAGUCCAACCGAAUCCAAACCUUCCACACCAAAGAAGCCAAAGCAGAAGUCUUCAUCACAACUCAUCAAGCCGCCUUACUCCUACAUCGCACUCAUCACGAUGGCCAUCCUUCAGUCUCCACACAAGAAACUAACGUUGAGUGGUAUCUGUGAGUUCAUCAUGACGCGGUUCCCGUACUACAGGGAGAAGUUUCCCGCCUGGCAGAACUCCAUCAGGCAUAACUUGAGUUUGAACGAUUGUUUUAUAAAAAUCCCGCGGGAGCCGGGAAAUCCGGGGAAGGGGAAUUAUUGGACGUUGGAUCCUCUGGCGGAGGAUAUGUUUGAUAACGGGAGCUUCUUGAGGAGGAGGAAGCGGUACAAGCGGCCGGCGCCGUCGCUGCAGCACGCGCACGCCGUGGUGGCGAUGCUGGCGCGCGAGGCGUACGCGCCGCUGCUGCCGCUGCCGUGCUACCUGCCGCCGGCGCCACUGCUGUCGCUGCCGCGCCCGCCGCCCUCCACGCUGCGGCCCGUGCCGCUGCCGCCGCGCGUCUCCGAGACCACCGAGCCACGAAGUAAGAGAUCUCGAAACGGAUUUUCCAUCGAAUCCAUAAUCGGUUCCCAGGACAGUCAAAUGAACUCGGAGCCGAGGAGAAGCGCCUUCUCACCUCUUCACCAGAACAACUGUCCGCCGGACGACUGGGCGAGAUGAAUGUAUCUAAACGGGUACGGUUCCAGUCCAUCCCCGUUUUGAAUCGUCCCGUCGGACGCGUGACGCUCCGAUUGACUGAAGUGAUUCCGAUAAGAUUGAGGUGUUCCAAUAGUGAGUCAGAAACUUAUUGUAGGUGUAUGAUGUACAUUUUUGGAGGGGUCAAAUAUCAAUUUCCAAAUUGCGUUGGAAUUGCCAAAUAAUUAAAUAGUUACCAUUCCAUUAAUCAAUUCAUAAUGUCCAAAUGUGUGAUCUUUUUAGCUGAAAUAAUUGUGUACAGAAUAUUUUAUUUUUAGAAGUUGAAGAAUGUCUGAAUUUAAGUUGAUUGUUUUUUUAUGCGACGGAUAUGCAGCUACGUAUAAUAAGUGUCGUCAAAAUUAAAUGACACAGCAGCGAUUUUUAGGUACGCAAAUUAUAGUUUAUUGUGUCACUGAAAUGGGUUUAUAGAAAUUAUUUUCUUUAAAAUACUUUAAAAAAAUUACAGAUUUCAAAAACAAGAUGCAUUUUAGAAAUCGACUUUAUCUCUGAUACGAAAUCCGUUUCAUGAUCUUGAUCAUCAUCAUUUUAUUAAAUAAAAGCUGCUUUCCGAGCAAAAAUGUUGUGUAAAUGAUUUCAACAGCUUUCCAAACCGAUAACAAUGUAAUUAAUACUUGUUUUUUUUUUAGUUUUUAUCAAAAAGAUAGUGAUCUAUAAAUAAGUCUAGUCAUUCUAUGUACAAAGUAGUGUGGAGUUGUAAAAUGUAAGUAUAAUCUAAGGCUAUUGUAAAUAUUAACUUUACCUUUGUAAGUAAUAACCGUCAGUCGACAUUAAAUGCAGUGAAUAUCAGUUGUUAUUUCAACGGCGCAUUAUUGUGUAAUAAUAUUGGUUAGUUACAUUAUUAGACCACGUAUUGAAAUUACAAAAUAUACCUAAAGGAUAAAACCAAAUAAUAAAAGCAGCGACAGAAGCAAUAGAAUUUUACCAUUCAGUUAAACAUAUUUUUUGACGAUAAGGUUUCUAUUUUUUUUUUAUAAUUUGUUCAUGUUCAGUUUCAGUUCAGUUAAUUUUUUGAAAUCUUUUUAAAAUCGGAAGUGCCAAAAAGUGCUCCUUAUUCACUACUUUUAAUAUCUAUUGUAGGAAUUGCAAUAUUUCUUGUAAAAAACACUGAUUUGGUUCUAAAAUGGACCGUGCUGUAUCUAACUGUUAUAAUAAACUGUAGCUAUUUUGUGUAACAUCGUAUUUUUAAGGGAGAAAUAUAACAUAAUGUGAAUUAUA
Helicoverpa zea (corn earworm) is the source of this 2188-nucleotide messenger RNA. Its product is annotated as forkhead box protein D5-like. Gene Ontology annotation, molecular function: DNA-binding transcription factor activity, RNA polymerase II-specific; RNA polymerase II cis-regulatory region sequence-specific DNA binding. Lineage: Eukaryota; Metazoa; Arthropoda; Insecta; Lepidoptera; Noctuidae. Bases 38 to 937 code for a protein of 299 amino acids. Gene Ontology annotation, biological process: cell differentiation; anatomical structure morphogenesis; regulation of transcription by RNA polymerase II. The transcript has a single exon. The record is from RefSeq and is a predicted model, not a curated record.